Molecule: messenger RNA, 438 nt
Organism: Eimeria tenella
Lineage: Eukaryota; Apicomplexa; Conoidasida; Eucoccidiorida; Eimeriidae
Exons: 1
Source: RefSeq, a predicted model, not a curated record
GCAAGCGCAGCAGCAGCAGCAGCAGCAGGCGUUCGAGCAACGGCCGCUGCAGCAGCCCGGUGCAGCAGCCCCAACAACAUAAACACCGCAGCAAAGGAAACAGAAGGCACAGCAGCAGCAGAGGCGCGUCAGCAGCACAAGCAGCAGCAGCGGUUGCAGCAUGAUGUAGCAGCAGCAGCAGAAGGAAUAGCAGGAGCAAAGCAGCAAAUCAGAAGACAGGAAGAGCUGCAGCAACAGCAUCAUUUAGCAGCAAGAAGACAAUCGAAGCCUAGCAGCAACAAGCAUGAGACUACUGCAACAGCAGCAGCAGCAGCGGAAACAGCAGCAGCAGCAGCACAGCUAGUAGGAGCAGAAGACACCCAGAGCAGCACCGUGUUAGCUACGACGAAGACAACAAGAAUAGCCGCAGCAGCAGCAGCAGCAGCGCGUGUAGCGUAA